Molecule: messenger RNA, 2513 nt
Organism: Scophthalmus maximus (turbot)
Lineage: Eukaryota; Metazoa; Chordata; Actinopteri; Pleuronectiformes; Scophthalmidae
Gene: trim16
Product: tripartite motif containing 16
Exons: 6
Coding region: 381-2264 (627 amino acids)
Molecular function (GO): zinc ion binding; protein binding
Source: RefSeq, a predicted model, not a curated record
AGUGGGGUGAGGAGCUGAUCAAAGUGUCGGUUUAUGAUUUAUAUAUCACAAUGCAUGUGUGGGAAUGCAACCCUACACCUCCCUGGUGCUCCUCGGCAAUGUGAGCUCCACCCUCGUUCCUCCAGGCCAGGGGAGGGCAGGGACUGUGCAGGGGCGGGUGUCACCGGCUCGGCCGCCUGGCUGCAUGUGAGUGGUGAAGGGGGCGGUUAACAUGUAGAGUGAAACUAUGAGGCCCCGGCACUGACGCUCACAUCAUCUAGGUGUGGCCUCGCAAGCCUCCUCAGUGUGAUCCAGGCACUGACAAAAGUGGCCCAGCCAGUUCUUUUUCACAGAGCAUAAGAGGGUGAAGAGUGAAGCGCUCAGGGAGACGGACUGGAGACAUGGCAGACACAGCAGCUCCCAUCUGCCCAGGUGUGCUCGGUGGAACCCAGCCGGCGGCGUGCGGUCACGCAGGUGAAGGACGUCCCGAGUGUCCGCAGAGUCCUGACAAGCCUCAACCCGCUGAAGGUCUGGAACGGAACGGAACAGAGGGAGCCGAAGCUCCGGCGACGAACGGCAAAGAGGAGCCAACGCAGGACGCCAAGACGGCGGAGGAGGUGAAAAUCCAAGAGGACCUGAAGGAGUCUGAGGACCCCAGGAAGCCGGAGCAGGAGGAGCAGGAGGACGAGGAGGAGAGGAAGGAAGCGCCGUCUGACGUGGAGGAGGUGAAGGAAGAGGAGGCCAAGGAGGAACCUCUGGGCCCCGACGAUGUGGUGUGCGACUCGUGCAUCGAGAGCCCCUGCAGGGCCCUCAAGUCCUGCCUCACCUGCCUGGUGUCGUACUGCGAGGCCCACCUCCGGCCCCACCUGGAGAACCCCAAGUUCCAGAACCACCGGCUGGUGGAGCCGCUCAGGGACAUCGAGCGGAGGACCUGCGAGAGCCACAAGUGGCCCCUGGAGGUCUUCUGCUGCGCCGACGCCUGCUGCAUCUGCCAGGACUGUGUGACGGAGGAGCACUCGGGCCACAACACGCUCCCUGUGGUGGAGGCUCGCCAGCAGAUAGAGAAGGAACUGAGGGAGAAGCAGAGUGAGAUGGUGAAGACGGUGACGGCAGCAGAGAACGCCAUCAACAAACUGCAACUGAACACAGUCUCCAUAGAGCAAUCGGUGACGGAGGUGCGAGCCGUGAUCGAGAGCCAGUUCGAGGAGCUGCAGGCGGUGGUGGAGAGGGCGAAGAGGGAGGUGACGGAGAUCCUGGAGGGCGAGGAGAGGCAGGCGCUGAGGCAGGCCGAGGGCAUCCGGGUGCACCUGGAGCAGAGGUGCGCCGAGCUGAAGAAGACUCAGGCGCAGGUGGAGAAACUGUCCAGGAACAAGAACGACGUGGAUUUCCUACAGGAGUAUUCCCAGUGGAAGAAAGAGGCCGCCGACAUCUCCCUGCCCGGCGUCUACAUCGGCCUGAUGGACCGUCUGAACUCCGUCAGCCGCGUGAUCAUGGACUCCACGCAGGAGCUCUGCGCCCUGCUCGUGUCCUCGUACAUAGAGAAGGUCAGAGAGACCUGCAACAACGACAAAAUGGGAAUAAAAACAACGGUCCACGCGAUAGUCGCAGCCAAAGAGAACUUGUCGAUACCAGAUCCGCAGACGCACGCCGACUUCCUCAAGUACUCGGCCCAGGUGAGCUUCGACGCCAACACCGCCCACAAGUUCCUGCGGCUGACGGAGGAGAACCGGAAGGUGACGAACACCACGCCCUGGCAGCAUCCUUACCCCGACCUGCCCGAGCGCUUCGAGAACUGGCGGCAGGUUCUGGCCACGGAGAGCUUCUACAUGGGCCGGCACUACUUCGAGGCGGACAUCAGCGGCGAGGGCACGCACGUGGGCCUCACCUACAAGAGCGUCGACCGCAAGGGCGCCGAGAGCAACAGCUGCAUCACGGGCAACAACUUCUCCUGGUGCCUGCAGUGGAACGGACGCUCCUUCUCCGCCUGGCACAGCGGCGUGGAGACGCCCCUCGGCGUGGAGAAGUUCGACCGCGUCGGCGUGUACAUGGACUACACGCGAGGCCUGCUGGCCUUCUACGGCGUGGGGGACGCCAUGACGCUCAUCCACCAGUACGAGGCCGAGUUCCUGGAGCCCCUCUACCCGGCGUUCUGGCUGUCCAAGAAGGAGAACAUCGUGGCCCUGGUGGCGCCGGGGGAACCGCUGCGGCUGAAGAGCCCGUCUCCUCCCACGUCGCCCACAAACGGAGCCGUCGUCUCAUUAACUGCAGCAAAAGCAGCGAGUUAGAAAUCUGCUCAGUGAUUCAAGUGACAGUUCAACAAUAUGAGAAAACGUGUUUUUUUAUAACAUGCAAAUAUGGAAAGUGUUGCCUAACUCACUUUGUUUACAGUAGAGGAUUUCUGUGUUUUAUCUCAUGUACAUUCGGGCUCAUGUCGUUGCUGUUACUGUUACUGUUCAUCACACUGUGAAUUCACAAAUGUCCCUUAUUUUCUGUACGCAAAUAAAAACUUUAUAAAUUUCCUAAGAAACAAACAA